This is a messenger RNA of Brugia pahangi, 1695 nucleotides long. The record is from the annotation of a GenBank genome assembly. Lineage: Eukaryota; Metazoa; Nematoda; Chromadorea; Rhabditida; Onchocercidae.
AUGUUUCAGACCAAGCUGUCUCAAACUCUCUUGUCACUUAUUCUUCCAAAUCAUUCGUUACGAACAGUGCAAAUGACAGCAUUUGCUGUGCUUGCGGAAAGAUCAUUGCUUUCCCUCUGGUGCAAGUACUUUUUGCUUGGAAGGGUUCGUUUCUUCCGUUCACAUUCAACAAGUAUUUUGCGGUUAUUGCGCACUGUGGCGCCAAAGUCUGUUUUUAAAAUGCUAACACUCUACGAGAAAUCAAUAGCACGUUUGAAUGGUUUACAAAAUAAUGCAGCGACAAUCCGAAAAUCGCUAAAUCAGUGUGAUCGAAUGUCUAAUGUAAAUCAUGACCUAACAAAGUGGUGUCUUGAAAAAUGCAAUAUUAAACUUGAAGAAAUUGACAGAUUGAACGUAAUACAUGUUAGCGGCACUAAAGGUAAGGGCUCGACAUGUGCAUUCACUGAAUCAAUCCUACGACAGUUUGGAUUCAAAACUGGUUUCUAUAGUUCUCCACAUCUUGUUCAUGUUCGUGAACGCAUCAGAAUCAAUGGUGAUCCAUUAUCGGAGGAAGAUUUUGUCAAGUAUUUUGAACACAUUUAUAGUUUAUUGGAAAAAGCAGUCGAGGAAUCAAAUAAAACUGUAACGAUGCCUUCAUAUUUCAAAUUCCUCACAGUAAUGGCAUUUCACGUUUUUAUCAAGGAAAAAGUUGAUGUUGCAAUUGUAGAAGUUGGCAUUGGUGGUGAGCAUGACUGCACCAAUAUUAUUCAAAACCCUGUAGUUUGCGGUGUAACUACUUUGGACUACGAUCACAUGCCACUGCUUGGUUCGACAAUUGAAUUAAUUGCUUGGCACAAGGCAGGUAUUUUCAAAAGUGAUGGUAUAGCUAUCGUUUCGGAACAGCCGGACGGAGCAAUGAAAGUAUUAAAGGAGCGAGCGACUUCUAAAAAUUGUCUUAUGCAGAUAGCUCCACCAUUCAGUGCAUACGCUUGGCCAGUUAACAAAGUCGAGUAUGGUAUACCUGGUAUUCAUCAACAACUGAAUAUAACGCUUGCAUUCCAAAUGGUCAAGUUGUGGCUAGAAAAAGUUCAUAAAUCCACUAAUUUGUUCAAGCAUGUUGAAAACAUGCAGGUGUCAAAUUCAGAAGUGUUGCCUGGUUUCGUUGUACCACAGAAGUUUCUAGAUGGUAUUCGUUUGUGCCAAUGGCUAGGUAGAAGCCAGAUAAUUGAACGUGGAUCGGUGACAUACUACCUUGAUGGGGCACACACACCGAAAAGUUUAGAAUGUUGCAUGAAAUGGUUUUUAGACGAAAAUCAAAGUGCGAGAAGAUCAUGGAAAUAUGAUCCGUUUAUGAUAAUGCUAUUUCAUUGUACAGGCUGCAGGGAUCCUUCUAUGUUUCUACUAGAAUUAAGCAAAUAUGAUUUCAAAUUGGCAUUAUUUUGUCCGCCUCGACUAAAUCCUGUGAUAGAUCAACAUUCUCAUCAUGCCAAUUACACUUGCUCAAGUUAUGAAGAGUUGGUCAGAGUUGCUGAUCAUGCCUCUAUAUGGAGAAGUUUUGGAUAUGCUGAUACGGCAGCUGAGGAAUUUGACUGUGUCCGGAAGGCAAUUGAGAGAAUUGAAAAGUUGGGAGUUGCAAAGAAUGAAGUUAUCGUUUUGGUGACAGGUAGCUUGCAUCUAGUCGGUAGUGUCCUUGCUGCUCUUGAAUUUGAAGUUUGA